Molecule: messenger RNA, 2234 nt
Organism: Trichomycterus rosablanca
Lineage: Eukaryota; Metazoa; Chordata; Actinopteri; Siluriformes; Trichomycteridae
Gene: gnal
Product: guanine nucleotide binding protein (G protein), alpha activating activity polypeptide, olfactory type
Exons: 12
Coding region: 320-1459 (379 amino acids)
Biological process (GO): adenylate cyclase-activating dopamine receptor signaling pathway; sensory perception of chemical stimulus
Cellular component (GO): heterotrimeric G-protein complex
Molecular function (GO): GTP binding; G-protein beta/gamma-subunit complex binding; G protein-coupled receptor binding
Source: RefSeq, a predicted model, not a curated record
UCGGUCGGAUUCCUACUUCUGAUUGUUUUCUAUUUUUGUACACAUCCAGCCCGGUUCUGGUUCUGGUUCUGGUUCUGGUUCUGAUAGGAUGCACGCUUUGUUUGGAUUGUACUGAAUCUGCUCGGCUGCUUGCUGGGGGGGUUAAAGCGAAAGCUUGUGUGUGUUUUUUUUCUCACGGUGACGGAUAAGCGACGCAGGGAUUUUUUUUUUGGUUGGUCGGAUCCUGCCCCGUUUGUUGGCUGGUCGAUCUUUAAAUCUAAAUCCACUCCAUUAGCGUUCAUUCCGUAACGUAGCGUUUGUGAGGAGAGCUUGGCGGAAGAUGGGCUGUUUGGGCAACAGCAAGACCGAAGACCAGCGCAUUGACGAGAAGGCACAACGAGAGGCGAAUAAAAAGAUCGAGAAACAGUUGCAGAAGGAAAGACAGGCGUAUAAAGCUACACACCGGCUGCUUUUAUUAGGGGCUGGAGAAUCCGGAAAGAGCACGAUUGUCAAGCAGAUGAGGAUCUUGCACGUCAAUGGCUUUAAUGCAGAAGAAAAAAAGCAGAAAAUAUUGGAUAUCCGAAAAAACGUCAAGGACGCCAUUGUGACAAUAGUAUCGGCCAUGAGCACAUUAAUACCCCCGGUGCCGAUUGCCAACCCGGAUAACCAGUUCCGAGCAGACUAUAUAAAGAGUAUAGCACCGCUCUCAGACUUCGACUACACAGAGGAGUUCUUCGAGCAUGCUAAACAGCUUUGGGAUGAUGAGGGCGUGAAGGCCUGCUUUGAACGGUCCAAUGAGUACCAGCUUAUCGACUGCGCCCAAUACUUCCUGGACAGAAUCGAUUCAGUACGACAGAAUGACUACACACCAACAGACCAGGAUUUGCUUAGGUGCCGAGUUUUGACUUCAGGGAUUUUCGAAACAAGAUUUCAAGUAGACAAAGUCAACUUUCACAUGUUUGAUGUGGGUGGUCAGAGAGACGAGAGAAGGAAAUGGAUCCAGUGCUUUAAUGAUGUGACAGCUAUAAUCUUCGUGGCAGCCAGCAGCAGCUACAACAUGGUGAUCCGAGAGGAUAAUAGUACUAACCGCCUGCGCGAGUCUCUAGAUCUGUUCCGCAGUAUCUGGAAUAACAGGUUUUUACGGACGAUCUCGGUGAUCCUCUUCCUUAACAAACAGGACAUGCUGGCAGAGAAGAUUCUGGCUGGGAAAUCCAAACUUGAAGAUUACUUCCCUGAGUAUACUCGCUACACCGUCCCACCUGAUGUGACCCCUGAUGCCGGGGAAGACCCGAAAGUGACCAGAGCCAAGUUCUUCAUCCGGGAUGAAUUUUUGAGGAUCAGCACAGCGAGUGGUUCGGACAAACACUACUGCUACCCGCACUUCACCUGCGCCGUGGACACGGAGAACAUCCGGCGCGUCUUCAACGACUGUCGCGACAUCAUCCAGAGGAUGCACCUCCGCCAGUACGAGCUCUUGUGAUCGGCUGCUUCGAUCGGUCGCCUCUCCAAUCAGAUCACUUCUUUUCCACUCCCAGAUCGCAGCAGGACUAUGUGAACUACUGACAAGUGACAAUGUUGUCAUGUGAUUAUUUUGUUCUUCUCUUUUCAUGCUUCUUUCCCUCCAUUUCAUGUCUUUAUUUAUAGCCCGAGUCGAUUUCGAAGACGAGAUAUGCGAGUGAGAGACGCGAGUGUGUGAGUGUGAGAGAGAUAGAGAGCGAUUUCUCGUUCCAUUCUUUUUGAUUUCGAAUUUCUGCUAGCUGUGGUUGGACGUGGACCAGCCAGUCUAAUGGAAAUCUGUGGUAACUUCAGGCUGGGGAGCCUGAGCUUCGACCUUUGCGUUCUCGGGAAGGUCUUUUAGGAGUACUUGACAUAGGGGUGGAUAAUGCACUUUUGCAUCAGGUUCCUAAAAUAAAGGCCAGGAAGCGUAAUUCAUUAUGUAGCACCGCCAUAUUUAUUGUCACUUUUCUCUUAGUAUGUUUUUUUAUAUUGUGUUUGCCUUUCUUUAAUCCGUUUUUUUCAGUCGAGAGUGCAGGGUUGCAGGGUUCGGAACCGUUUAAUGAGCACAGGUUUAGACGUAGAAGUGGUGGAUUGUGGGACUUGAAGUCCUUGCACCUCUUGGCCGAUGGGCAGUCGCCACUUUCUGCCUGUGAACGAGUGGCCAAUCGAUAACCGAUACCUCUCAGCUUAGAGGGGGUCUCGAUGGGCGAUAGUAUAUAAAUAUAUAUAAAUAUAUACAUAAUAUAUUUUCGGGAGGG